UAGGAAGUGGGCGAGGUUUGCACACCUCUGGGAUGGUACUGGAUCACAUUUGUAGUGUAGGCGUCUUGAAGGGAGAUACAGAAUAACCGGGCGUCAAAAAUGCAUCCCAACAGAACAUGGACCGGCUUUCCUCGAUGGCUGAAACUCAUUCACGAAGCGAAGUGACUCCAAACUGUCAAGGGAAUCUGACUGCGUUGCAUUCACGUCCGGUUUAGCCAAUUAAACUUGCUCCUUUCGGAACGACAGAUUAUUCUUGCGUUGUUUAUAAAAUGGAAAGCAACAGAACGGGACGAGUCGGCUUUUUAGCGCACACUUUAAAGAGGUUUCAUCUGACCGUGGUGUUUUUAUGUUUGUGUGUUUUAUCAGCUCAUUCUUAUGAAUGUCCGGAUGGUUGUGUGUGUGAAGACAGUUCUGUGAUCUGCGUGGGCAUUGGGGAGAUCAAACUGCCCUUAGAGGUGUCCAGUAGGACGCAAAAUUUAACUUUACAAGGAUACACUCUCGCAAACUUAACCGAGAGAGCGUUUUCACCAAACGGGACAAAUAUGGAGCUGCGCGCGCUCUCGUUGCGGCGCAACAACAUACAUGUGAUCGAAAGUUGCGCUUUCUGUGGACUCCACGGACUUCAGACCCUAGACCUGAGCCUCAACUAUUUAACAAUCUUGUCUCCCGAGGCUUUUCUCGGCUUGGGAGAUCUGCUUAAUCUUUUCCUUAACAAUACGCUAAUGGCUUCGGGCGCCGCGCAGUUACCGAGCGCGCUUUCCACGCACAGUUUGCGCAAACUUUAUAGGCUGGAACUGGCGGGGAACGGUUUGAAAACAGUGCCUCUUCAUGGAUUUGGCAACCUCGAUUUAACUACAUUAGUACUGGCGAAUAAUACUCUCGAGACUCUGGAUAAAACCAAUAUAUCAAACUUUGAAGCGUUCAAGAAAAUACGCGUUUACUUAUCGACGAACCCUUUCAGGUGCGAGUGUGAACACAAGGAGUUCUAUAGAUGGUUAAAGAACAGCUCGCAGUGCGCGGACGCGAGCGGCGUGUUCUGCGCGCACCCCGAUGAAAAGAAGGGGUCUCUGGUGGAGAAGAUGGUUUGCAAGAGCAGCGACCUGGAUGCCGUUUCCUACGUGUUCCUCGGUAUUGUGUUGGCCCUCAUCGGAGUUGUGUUCCUCAUGGUGUUGUACUUGAACAGACGAGGCAUCAAGAAGUGGCUCAAUAACAUCAGAGAGGCGUGCCGGGAUCAGAUGGAGGUGUAUCAUUACAGAUAUGAACAGGACUCCGAUCCAAGGCUAGCAAACGUUGCCGUUUAAGCGGAACUUGGUGACUUGAUCAUCUCCUUGAACUAUUGGAUAGUUGGAUCUCAUUACCUGGCAGUUUUAGCCAACGCUGGCUCUUUUUUUCCAAUUAAAAUAGUUGUAAAUAUGAGUGUAAAACAAUACAAUUUUUGCGCUUUAAUUUUUGUGCUUUAACGCUUUAAUUUUUUGCAUAAACAACUUUCCCUAAUAAUAGGAACAAAAAAAAUGGUUCUUCAAUGGCACCGCUGUAAAGAACCUUUUAAGAACCUUUAUUUUUAAGAGUGUAAUACUCCAAAGUGGACAUUAAUGUGUUCGUUUAAAUACACAGGUUGAUGUUCAGCUCAAAAUGUAGAUGUAGAAGUGAAUACAGGGUGGGUGGAUAUGCAUGUGACCACAAUUUUUCUAUAAGUCCAUAUAAAUGGUAUGCAGUGCCAAGUCCAGUUAAAUCUUGAUCUGGAAUAAGACACAGUGUGAUUCUGCAUUGAGAGUCCAAUUUUGGCAAUGUUUGAUUCUAGGCCUUCAUGACGUUGUUUAUUUCUAGAGAUUUGAAAAUGUACAAAUUCUGACUUGCAUAAACUCUUUGCAUAUUUACACCUAUAGUGAUGCUGCCCGUUAUCUUGUAAUGUAAUUAUAUCAUAGAGCAGUGACACAACAGUGAAGGAAUGACUUGCAUCCUCAAUAAAGCUGAAUAUUUUUUCUUGCUUAUUUAGUCUUUUUGUCAUUCUGC
Messenger RNA from Triplophysa rosa, 2013 nucleotides. It is a transcript of the gene tpbgl, whose product is annotated as Wnt-activated inhibitory factor 2. Bases 270 to 1301 code for a protein of 343 amino acids. Gene Ontology annotation, biological process: negative regulation of canonical Wnt signaling pathway. The record is from RefSeq and is a predicted model, not a curated record. Gene Ontology annotation, cellular component: plasma membrane. The transcript has a single exon. Lineage: Eukaryota; Metazoa; Chordata; Actinopteri; Cypriniformes; Nemacheilidae. Gene Ontology annotation, molecular function: protein binding.